Messenger RNA from Piliocolobus tephrosceles (Ugandan red Colobus), 2040 nucleotides. RefSeq names its product ring finger protein 115 (gene RNF115). Gene Ontology annotation, biological process: ubiquitin-dependent protein catabolic process. Gene Ontology annotation, molecular function: ubiquitin protein ligase activity. NCBI's taxonomy places the organism in Eukaryota, Metazoa, Chordata, Mammalia, Primates, Cercopithecidae. Gene Ontology annotation, cellular component: nucleus. The coding region runs from base 638 to 1453 and encodes 271 amino acids. The record is from RefSeq and is a predicted model, not a curated record. The transcript has 11 exons.
GACGGCCACCGAAGAGGACGCGGAAAGGCAAAAAGCGCGUGCCGCUCUACCCCAGAGUUUCGGCGACUUCCGGGGACGCUCUUUCUUUCUUCUCGCUGGAAGGCUGGAGGACCAGCGAGGGGCUGUUUGUGGAGCCGGCGGGCGGGCGGUUUGCUUCUCCUUCCUGCGCUUAUUUGGUGCUGGGAGGCGGGCCGCAGGGUUGCUGUUGGCGCCGCCGCCUCUCUGGGUCUGGCCGACUCACGUGACCGACGCGGGCUCUGAAGCGGUGGGCCGCACCGAGGCGGCGGUGGCUACUGCAGCCCGGGAGGUAGCGGCCUGGCGAGGGACGGGCCGGCUGCCCUCUAGGACGGCCGCGGCGGAGGACAAAAAUGGCGGAGGCUUCGGCAGCCGGGGCGGAUUCGGGCGCCGCUGUAGCCGCCCACCGGUUUUUCUGCCACUUUUGCAAGGGCGAGGUCUGCCCCAAACUACCGGGUCUCACUGUGUUGCCCAUACUGGAAUUCAGUGGCAUGAUCACAGCUCUCUGCAGCCUCGACUUCCCAGACUCAGAUGAUCCUACCACCUUAGCCUCAUGAGUAGCUGGGCCUAGAGGAAUAUAUUUGUCCCAGAUGUGAAUCAGGCUUUAUUGAAGAAGUGACAGAUGAUUCCAGAAUCUAAAGUUGAAGGUCCCUUCCACAACCAGGAAAAACUACACAUUUUACAUUUUUUAGGUGGUGGCGGCAGUCGGAUAGACAAUAGCACAACAACACAUUUUGCAGAGCUUUGGGGCCAUUUGGAUCACACGAUGUUUUUUCAAGAUUUUAGACCAUUUCUAAGUGGCAAUCCACUGGACCAAGAUAAUAGAGCCAAUGAAAGGGGUCACCAGACUCACACUGACUUCUGGGGAGCAAGGCCUCCACGGUUACCAUUGGGUCGGAGAUACAGAUCUCGAGGAAGUUCUCGUCCUGACAGAUCUCCAGCUAUUGAAGGAAUACUACAACACAUCUUUGCAGGAUUCUUUGCAAAUUCUGCCAUUCCUGGAUCUCCACACCCUUUUUCCUGGAGCGGGAUGCUGCACUCCAACCCUGGGGACUAUGCCUGGGGUCAGACAGGGCUUGAUGCCAUUGUAACCCAGCUUUUAGGACAACUGGAAAACACAGGCCCUCCCCCAGCUGACAAGGAAAAGAUCACAUCUCUUCCAACAGUGACAGUAACUCAGGAACAAGUUGAUAUGGGUUUAGAGUGUCCAGUAUGCAAAGAAGAUUACACAGUUGAAGAGGAAGUCCGGCAGUUACCUUGCAAUCACUUCUUUCACAGCAGUUGUAUUGUGCCAUGGCUGGAACUGCAUGACACAUGUCCUGUAUGUAGGAAGAGCUUAAAUGGUGAGGACUCUACUCGGCAAAGCCAGAGCUCUGAGGCCUCUGCAAGCAACAGAUUUAGCAAUGACAGUCAGUUACAUGACCGAUGGACUUUCUGAAGCUAAAGACCACACCUGAAUCUGGGCUGUGGUAAUCUUACCAUAGCUGUAAAUUGUAUCAAAACAAAAAAUUAGUAGAUGGAUUUAGGAAUCAUGUAAGAAACUCAACACAUAAUAUUAAUGCAAUGAAUGUUUUUCUUCUCUAAAUUUAAAGUUAGUAUCUACAGAUGGAAUUGUGUCUACAACCAAAUGCCUCUUAUCCCUGAAUUCAGAGUGAUAAUUUUAUAAGUGUGAAACUUACUUAUGUAGGGCUCCCCCUACCUGAAUAGAAUUAAUUCCUUAAAGUCUAGUUAGGGUCCUGCUAUCUGUCAUGUUGCCUUGUAAUGGGUGUUUCCACCUCCUUCUCCAACCUCUACCCCACCAUUAGUGUAUUUUACUAUAAAAACAGUGGAACCACGGCCCUAAAGUCCUGCUGAUAUAAAGUCCUUUUGUCUUAAUUGUAUUAAAAAAAAAAAAAAAAACUACUCUUGCUCACAUUAGCUAUGAGGCGAGGUCAAAUUCAGGAAUCUAAGACUAAUGAUUUUGUUUAGUCUUGAUCCCCAGAGAGCAAAUCAAAGAAAAAUUACAGCGAGAAGAGAAAAGUGGUU